AUGCUUUAUUUCCCACCUACAUUAAACUGUCCCCGUCCCGGCUCAGAUUUGAUGCACAUUACUCGGAGUGACAGAGUGACGAUGGGCCUGGACGGGAAGCUGUACUUCGCGAACCUCGUGAAGAGUGACAGCAGAGAGGACUACAUCUGCCACGCCCAGUACAGAGAGGCCAGGACUAUUCUACCUGCCACUGCUGUCUCCCUCUCUGUCAAGCCGAGUAACAGCGUGGCUCAUGGAGGAAAACCCGAGUUCUUCCAUCACAGGAACCACUCCCAAAUAUCAGCCCUGAAGGGGAACAACAUCACCCUGGAAUGUUUACCCAGAGGCCUACCCACACCUCAGGUGGAAUGGAAGAAAAAGGAUGGUGUCCUGGCAGACACAACCGGCCAAGUUAUUAACUUUGACCGCUGGCUCCACUUCGACAACAUCACCCUGGAUGACGACGGCGAGUACGAAUGCAAAGCCUCCAACACCCACGGCUCCAUCACGCGCUCCUUCACGGUCACUGUGGAAGCGGCUCCUUACUGGAUGAAGGAGCCUCAGAACCUGAUGUACACUCCCGGGGAAACAGUCCGACUGGACUGUCAGGCGGACGGCAUCCCGAGGCCCAGCAUCACCUGGAGGAUCAACGGUCAGCUGUUAACAGAAGUGGAUGAAGAACCUCGGCGCACGGUGACCGCAGGAACGCUCAUAAUGAAAGACGUGAACAUUGGCGACACGGCCGUGUACCAGUGUGAAGCCAAAAACGACCACGGCUCCAUCCUCCUCAACACCUACCUCUACGUCGUCGAGCUCCCCCCUCAGAUCCUGUCCCCUGAUGGGUUCAUCUACAACGCCACCAAGGGCCGAGACGUCGCACUGCACUGUGAGUCUUUUGGCUCGCCACGACCCCGCAUCACAUGCAACUCCUCAGACCACCACAGCACGCCACCUGCUGUUCCCUCCAUCAACCCUACAGGAGUGCGCAGUAACUCCUCAGAACCAGGGACACUGAUCAUCACGUGGGAUGAGAUAGACAAGCGUUUCCAUAACGGCCAGAACUUCCAGUACGAGGUGCUGUGGAGGGAGGCCGAUGGGUCAAAUGUAAACUGGAACUCCGGCCGUGUGAGGUCUCCACCGUUCAUAGUGAACAACACAGGAACGUACACACCGUUUGAGAUCAAAGUCCGAUCUGUCAACGCUCUCGGAGGAGGACCGGAACCAAAGUCGAGGAACGGGCACUCCGGAGAGGACAAGCCAGAGGAAGCGCCGACUGGAGUUUCAACCACCGUGCUGAACAGCACCAUCAGAGUGAGCUGGAACAAAGCCCAGAGGGUCCGAGGUUGGCUGCUGGGAUACAGGAUCUACUAUAAGAGGCUGGCUCCCAAGGCCGAACGGAGCCGGAGGUCUCUCAGACAAUCCCAACAUGAGGAGGACAGAGGAGAAAGAUCUAAACAAUUGAGUGAGACAGACGAGCACAGCUGGCAGGUGGAGGAGGUUGACCAUAGCAAGACCUCAGCGGAGGUGACGGGACUGCGACUGUUUUCUGAGUAUGAGCUGACGAUCACUGCGUUUAACAGCAAAGGGGAGAGUCCUCGCUCCCCGCCGCACCACUUCCACACACCGGAGGGAGUUCCUGGUCCUCCUGCAACUCUGGAGUUUGAAAGCCCGACAGAAAAAUCCCUGAUUCUCUCCUGGAGCCAUCCAGCUGAGACCAACGGCAUUCUGCUGGGAUACAUAGUGCAGUACCAACGGGAGGUGGAAAGCAAAGACAGUCCUGUGGAGAUACUGAAUGUCAAUGAUCCCACAGUAAAGCACAUCACGCUGGACAACCUGGACCCCGACAGCCAUUACAUCUUCAAAGUAACAGCAUGCACAAAGAUUGGACAAGGCCCUCCCAUCACACGCAGGGGAGCCACUCUGCUUGAUGGAGAGCCUCCGAGAAACAUCACAGUAACCUCUGGUAACGCAUCAGUCCACCUGAGCUGGGUGCCCGGAGAGAGAAACCGAAACCACGGCUUCCACAUCCAAUACCUCAAGAAGAGCGGAGGCGGUGGGUGGGAGAAGUCAGAACAGGUCAACACUACGCAGGGUUUCUAUAUGCUGACAGGCCUCCAACCAGGAGCUCAGUACCACCUGAGGGUCAUGCAUGGAAACUCCACUUAUUGGCAAGGCGAGGCAAAGACCGUGGAACCACUGCCGUCAGAGAUAACCGGCAGGUUCGCCACCCAAGGCUGGCUGAUUGGACUCAUCAGCGCCAUCGUGCUGCUGGUUCUCAUACUGCUCAUCCUCUGCCUUAUCAAACGCAGCAAGGGCGGCAAAUAUGCAGUGAAGGACAAAGAAAGUAAGGAGGUGGACUCUGAAGCUCGACCAAUGAAAGAUGAAGCCUUUGGAGAAUACAGAUCCCUGGAGAGCGAUGGCGAUGAGAAGCGCUCGGACAGCCAGCAGUCUCUGGAGGAAAGUAAGAUGGGCAGCGUCGACUCUCUGGCUGAAUACGGGGACAGUGUGGACAUCCAGUUCAACGAGGACGGCUCCUUCAUCGGCCAGUACAGCGGCCGGGCAUCUGUUCCCCACGGCAACGAGAGCUCGGGCCCCGCCUCCCCCGUUAAUGCAGUCCCACCUCCCCCCGUCGCUCCCUCCAUGUCGAGCAUCCUAAAUCGGCCCAGCUAGAGACACACAUGGCCAAAACACACACACACACACACACACACACACACACACACAAUGUCAGUACAUUCCAUUGGUUUAUGCAGUGAAGCUGUUUACAGUUUACAAACACACACAAAAACACACACACAUACAACGUGAUUAGAAACUCGUAUGAGCGAACAAACUGAGUGAGGUGAGGGCGAGAGCUGCACCAGCUGCUCCUGAGCUCGGUGAGUCAGGUUACAUGAGCUCAGUCUGUUUGCAGGAUUGUUACUGAACAUGUAAAACUUCUGACGCGUAGCCCGCCGAAGACACGCAGCGAAUGUUAUUCUGGUCUGCAGCAUCUGAUUCAGCUUCACAUGUCAGUAACUACUCACAUAGAUUAACACCCAAAUGAGUACAUGGAGACAGUUUAAGAGCUAUGAAACUUCAAUUGAAUUCAUAAUAAAGGGAUACAAAACAGACUAGUUCUUAUGUAGGAUUAUUAAUGAAUAUUUAAAAUUCUGGACUAACUUUUUGUAGACAGUGACCACAAAGCAAACAGUUUGCUAGUCUGGAAGAACCAAGUGACAGCUGAUUGGCUAACGGUGAAUAUCAGCUUAAACAUAAAAAUAAAAUAAUAAAGCUUAUUAAUACUAAUUCUGAUAAAGGAUCCAUUCUCUGUGCAUUUUAGCUAAUACAGUUUGAGCUUCUGAUGUCCUCUCCGUACCCUUCAUGACGAGUUCUGACACCUCAGCAUAUCUCAAACUAGAAAGUCACCUGAGCGGCUGCAGGUGGAGCUCCCUCUGAGGUUCUUUGGCUCUAACUGACAUACAUCUCUGGAUUUAUCUGGACUUCACCAGGUUUGUAGUGACCAUGUUGUGGUUUGUUUACACGAUGGAAAGCUUUGUAAUUGGGCACAAACAAUUUAUUGUUUACUAAAAUCUUUCCUGAUUUUAUGAAUGUAAUUGUGAAUUAAGUCGGGACUCGCUGAGAUGGCCUUAAAGUGAAACCAGUGAAACCAGUCUCAGUCUCAUAAGGAAAUGAGUUUCAUGGCUCAGAGUGUUGCGUCUGAUUCUUGGUUGCUCCAUCUGUCCACCAGGACAAAGCUGCUCUUUGACUUUUUACCUUAGAGUGGUGUUUGCACAUGACGCAGUAAAGUUAGACUUUAAAUAGAAACUUAGAGAAGCUGGUGCAGCUCAGCCCAGGAGACGGAGAUGAUUUAUGGGAGAGCGUCACAAAGAAAAAGCAAAAAUCUGGGAGUUUUUCAUCUUUCAUCUUGGACCAAAUCACUUUAUUUCAUCGUAAACAAACAUUUCAGUCUCUUUUUGUUUCCUUAGCAUAUUUAUAUGUCGAUU
Pundamilia nyererei is the source of this 3965-nucleotide messenger RNA. Its product is annotated as neural cell adhesion molecule L1.1-like. Gene Ontology annotation, cellular component: plasma membrane; axon. Bases 1 to 2649 code for a protein of 882 amino acids. Lineage: Eukaryota; Metazoa; Chordata; Actinopteri; Cichliformes; Cichlidae. The transcript has 19 exons. Gene Ontology annotation, biological process: axon guidance; brain development; cell-cell adhesion. Gene Ontology annotation, molecular function: cell-cell adhesion mediator activity. The record is from RefSeq and is a predicted model, not a curated record.